CACGUGUCCCGGGAGGAUCAGCGGAGGGAUCGGGAAUCGCUGUCAUUCCGGCGUGCGGUUCCCGAUAGGACAACAGCAAGAUGUCUGGCGGGAUCUUCUCCCCCUUGGAUAACUUGUACGAUCCGGACAGCGCCAACUGCCACCCCCUGGUGUGUCACUUGUGCCACCAGCAGUAUGAGCAACCGUGCCUGAUGGACUGCUACCACACCUUCUGCGCUGCCUGCCUCCGCGGCAGGGCGCUGGACAGCCGCCUGAGCUGCCCCCUUUGUGGACAUCAGUCGAUUGUGAAAGGGAUCAACGCGCUGCCUCCAGAGGACCGGCUGCUCAAGUUCCUGGUGGAUAACUCCGCAGACUGCGAGGAGAUUGUACAGUGUGCCAACUGUGACCUGGAAUGCAAGAAACAGGAUGUGGAUACAAUGUAUUAUUGCAACACAUGUAGCCAGCCCUUGUGCCGCGACUGUAGGGAAGCCACACAUAAAGCCAAGAUGUUCGCCCGUCAUGAGAUCGUCUCCCUGGCUAAAUGCACCAAGGAAGUCCACAAAAAGUGCUCCCUGCACGAAGAGCUCUACAUCAUGUUCUCCACCGAAAAAAAGUCAAUGCUAUGCAUCAAUUGUUUCCGAGACAUGCAAGUGGAAAGCCGAGCACAUUGCAUCGAUAUUGAAACAGCGUAUAUGCAAGGCUGUGAAAAACUGGACCAAGCGGUAUUAGCAGUGAAGGAGCUACAGACAUCAGCACGUGAGGCCAUCGUCCUGCUGAAGGCCAUGAUCUCGGAGGUCAGGGCCAACGUGGACGAGGAAGAGACGGCCAUUAACACACUCUUCAACAACAUGCAGGAAAAACUGGCGGAGAGGAGGAAGAUUCUUCUAAAAGCUGCUCAAAGUCAGCACGAGGAGAAGGAGAAGGCUUUUAAGGAGCAGCUGUCUCACCUGGCAGCUCUUCUCCCUACCUUACAGGUUCACCUGGUCACAUGUUCUGCCUUCCUUAGCUCAGCCAAUAAGUUUGAGUUCCUGGAUAUGGGAUAUCAAUUGAUGGAGAGACUGAAGAAGAUUGUGAAGCUGCCACACAGGCUGAGGCCGACCCAGAGCAGCAAGAUUAACACGGAGUACCGGUCCGAGUUUGCCCGUUGCCUGGAGUCGCUGCUCCUUCUGGGCCAGCGGCGGUCCGUGUCUGCCUCAGGGGGCAUCUCUGGCCUGGGUCUGGGCAACGGCAGUGGCCUAUUACAGUCCUCCCUGUCUGUGCCGUGUCAUUCGCCCUCAAUCAGCGACAUGUCACUGGGCUCCUCGGUGGUACGCAAACCCACCUCCCACCGAUACAUCAGUACCAAGGUCCUGCUGGCAGAGGGUGGUGACACCCCCUUUACCGAGCAUUGCCGCAACUACGAGAAUAUCUACAAGACUCUGCAGACUGAGAUCCAGAAGCUGAAGGAUCAGGUGCAGGAAAUGCACAGGGAUUUGACCAAGCACCACUCACUCAUCAAGACAGACACCAUGGGCGAGAUCCUGGAGAAGUCGCUGCACGUGGAUAGCCAGAUUGCAUCGGAGUACUCCGCUGUGGAGAUGAUGAGGACUGUCUUUGAGGAGAUUUGGGAAGAGACGUUUCAGAGGGUGGCCAAUGAACAGGAGAUCUAUGAAGCACAGCUUCACGACCUACUGCAGCUGAAACAGGAGAACAACUACCUGACGACUAUCACUCGGCAGAUCGGACCCUACAUCCGGUCCAUAGCCAAGGUGAAGGAGCGCCUGGAACCCAGACUGAAAGAGCCAUCGGACCUGAAGGACGACCGCACAGAGACCAUGCUGAACAUCUACGAUGACUGCAACAUGAUCACAGACGCACAGCACAGAAAUGACCUGACCGGUGCUGCAGAGGACAAUCGCGACAAGGUCCCAGACAAUCGCUCAAUCAACAUCCUGUCUGAAGACAUGUCGCUUAAGAACAAGGACUACUACUGGUCGGGGAAGCAGAAGAACUCCACGGAUGUGCCCGGUCGGAAAGAGAUGCCUUUAUAAAAGCAGUUCCCCAAUGCGGUCUUUCACUGCACCAUCGGGGAGCACCAGGACUCGUCAGCAACACCUUUAUCUGGCAUAUGCUUCAGCACCAGUUUGUGGUAGGAGGCACAAGUGCUCAGGAUUCACAGCCAGCGCGUUUGCAGGCGCCUGACCUGAACUGACUGAUGUUGCUCAUCUAGUUAUAGCUGUAGGUUUUCCAUAAAUGGAAUUAAUGAAUGUAUGAACAAUGAAUCUGGAGGAUCAGCUUACGCAAAUAGAUGAUUUUUAUAGAAAAUAUGGACUUUUUUUUCCAGAUAUUUUUGCCGAGCUAGAGUUCUCUAUGAUAAUGAAUGUUUAAUGAUCGAUAUUGACAUUAUUAUAUUGGUAUUAUUGCUGUAAUAAUCCCUAUAGUUUUUUUCAAUAGUAUUUUAAGUAAACUAAAGCACAGUUUAGUUGAUUUAAUGAACAAAUCCAGUCAUUAUAAAGAUGCAGUAGAUAUAAAUAGCAAAGCAUGUUAGGUGUCUGAUGGCACUGCUUGUUAUUAUAGCUGUAGAUUUCUGUCCACGGCUGUCUUUAGCAUUUGUGGUUAGGGUUUGAUAAGAACAUCGGAAAGAAUUCUCUUAAAACUAAAGCUGGAAGCAGAAACCGGGCAACGACAAAUGAAAGAGCAAUGAUCAAGAAUGAUCAGGUGUUGGAAUUCAUAGCAAUCUUUGACUUUCAUGGUGACAGAACGGGUUGAGAGAUGAUAACGAUGCAGAAUUACAACAGCAGCUCUCAGAUGAAUUUGACUUCCAGUUUAAAUAACUCGGGAGGUACACGACAGUGCAGUACUGUACGAAGAGCCGCUUACAACAGGACUUCUGUGGAGAUGCAUGGUUUUAAGCCAAGCCAGUCCCACUCGUAAUUUAUGAAAAUAUUCAACAGAUGUGGGGGGGUUAUAAAAAAAUUUAUUGAUUGUCUGAAUUCACAAUUUUCAAAGGCAAAAUUGAAACAUAGUAUAACAUGUUGUUUGAAGAUGGAUGACGCCAGUAAUAUGAAGACAAAAGCUGUCACAGAUGUAACUUGGCUAAACUGGACCAAGAGGUAUCAAGUGUUUCUGCUUGAAAUGGCCCAGUAUCAGUACAGGUUUAUCCUAACCAGGUCUUUUUGGUAUAACAGUCAACCUAGCCAACAAUAAAUAUUAUGGAGACAAAAAAAUGAUAAUACCUUGCUUUAUUUCCCUAAAUCCAUUUGCAGAGUCUUCUAUUUACUAAAAGUCAAGUCAAAUAAAAUGUCUACCAACAGUGCCCCCCUCCCCCAACCUCUGAAAACCUUGGGCAGCAGUACCCCCUAAUAUGAAGUCAUCACCCUUAAAACAUAGUGGAGGCCCUUUUUGUUUUUUAAACCCAAGUCUCUGCAGCCUUGACUGCUCACCAUAAAAGUGCAUUAAAGAGUAAAUAAAUUGGUUGAUUCAGUACACAGAACGGCUGGGGCCUUGGGGGGGAAACAGGGGGGCCCACCUGGACUCUGACACAUUUUGCAGUUCUUUUGGCGGAAUGCUGGCCAGGAAAUCAAACAUUCAGGCAGACCUCACAGUAUGAAGGAACCCGUACUGAUUCGUGGAACCGAAACCUGUCAUCCCGUCGGAACGUGACUGUACACAAGUUAAUGAUCCAUCUGCUACACGCUUUGUAAUCGUCCUCAACGAAGACAAGGCCUCAUUACUCAUGCCUGAAGCUAAAAGCGGCCCUCAAUGAAAGCGAGGAAUCCCAGCCGCCCACCACAGAGACAAGUGUCUGAUGACUGCGCCUAUGCUCCAAAGCAUCCAGACCGAAAACAGAAAAACUAUUUAAAAAAAGGACAGACAUAAUGAUUUUUAAAGCUGAAAAAACACUAAAAUUGCUUAAUACUGGCCUCCUGAAGUAAUACGGUAAAGAAAGUGAAACAUUAUGACAAAAUAGAGGUGCACAGGGAGCUGAACACUGGCCACCAGUUUGGUGCUCAGUGACUGAAUGCACUAAGAAACAGAACUGAUGAAGACCUAGACUGAACAGAACAGUGACCUUGGCCACCGCUAUAUGGUGAGAUGCCCCGACAUACACAGUGGUGUUUGGAAAUGAAACAACAUUAAAAAUGAGACAUCAUGUGUGAUUGGCUGUUACCCAUCCAUGUGCCAGGCUGCUGGAAAUAAGGAAAGGGGGGAAGGGGGGGGGGCUACAAGCCAUUAUAGUGCUCAGUAUUUAGUUUCAGUGUCUGUGUGACCACUUUGGUCCCUGCAGCAGCCAGAAGGCCAACGACGGCAUGACCGGCGUCCUCUGACAUCCUCACAGGAGGUCAGCUUGAAAGCAAAGUCUUAAAAAAAAUCCCAUUUCCGAGUCUCUCUUGCCCGGCGUUCAGCUCUGUACCCGGAUGCCUGGGAUGAAGGGCAAACCCGUGGACACCUUUCGCUUGUAGUCCAGGUAGUUCUCACCGAAGAAGUGGAUUAGCGAGAUUUCUUCCUCCUCAAUGCGCUCGCGGAAGAAACGCCAGCUGGCUAGGGUGUAGCCGAGUAAGCAGACCGGGUUACAUAGCAUCACCUGAGCAGGGAGACAAAUACACACUGGCUUAUACAGCAUCACCUCAAAAUGUAGAAGGACGUGCAUUUAGUAGUGAAAGCCAAAUGAAGCUUCAUGAACCAUUUGCUGUAUUUUCUGACUCCACUAGAUGGCGAUCUCUGUUAAAAAAAAAGGGCUCAAAGCAAACCAAGAGCACCAUCUAGUGGAGUCAGAAAAUACAGCAAAUGGUUCAAGAAGCUUCAUCUGGCCAUCACUAGUGUUUAGGGUUGACCAUUACAUACAAGUGUUUGUACUAUAUUUAUCCAGCCAUAUUUUACAACUGCUUAAGCAGUACAGGGUUGGAGGAGAGGCACAGGGCACAAAGCAGGGGACGGCGAAAUGGAAUGCAGACAUUAAAACCAGUUUAGAGACGGCAAUGGAUGUAACUGCAGGAAGACUAUGGGAGGAAACCGGGGUACCGAGAUGGAUCCUGUGGUCCGAUUCCCAAAAGCUCCUGUUAGCGACUUACACAGUGGAAACCAUUUAGUCACAUGGUUCCAACUAUGUAAGUUGCUAACUUUUUGGAAACUAACUUCUGGUUGACAUGGAGAAAGAACACAAACUCACAGAACUGGGGGUAGGAAUCAAAACAACAAAAAACAAGUAAAAUGUUCAUAUUUAUACUGAACUGAUCCAAACACGUUUCCUAUCCAUAUCUUAGCAUUUUUAUAUUUGGAAAAAUUGACUUAAGUAAGAAUUCUUCAUCCAAAUUGACAGCAUAAGACUGUAAAAAUGAUGUGACUAUCUGCUCUUCUGACGACGUAGUUAAAAAAACAGGGCUCAGAAUAGGAGACAUGAGCUGAAAAAGUUAGUUUUACCAAUAUAUGCAGUUAUACUAAGAACCAAUGUAUUACUUGUUCUAAAAUUCACCUGCGUGCCAAUGCUCCAGUAGAACCAGCCAACGUAUGAGGGGUGCCGGCAGAAGGCGUAGACCCCGCUGGUCACCAGCACGUGGCUCUGGGCCUUCUCGUUCUGGACCACGUGGUUGAAGUUAGAGCCGGCAGUCAGCAUGGCGGACUUGCGCAGGCCCUCUCCGCACAACACCAUGAGCAGCCCCAGCAGGCUGACCCAGCCCAGCUGCUUCAGCUCUGCGGGGGAAGAAAGAAGCAGCAGGGAUCAGCCCACGGCCAGCGGGGAUCAGCCCACGGCCAGCGGGGAUCAGCCCACGGCCAGCGGGGAUCAGCCCACGGCCAACGGGGAUCAGCCCACGGCCAACGGGGAUCAGCCCACGGCCAACGGGGAUCAGCCCAUAGCCACCACAUCAUACUGUGAUGCACCCAGGUCCUCAGUCAUUGGCUCGCAAAAUGGGGAGCUAACAGGAACAAAGAAACAGAUGUACGGUAGGGUAGCAACUAGGCUUGGGCAGUAUUAUGAUAAUAUGGUACACCGUAAAAUUCUGGGUAUUACUGCAGUAUACUGAAAUCUUCUCAGAUGAGACAAAUAAUAUAUGAACAGGCCAACUGGGGACUAAAACGGUGUUUUCUAUUAAAACACCAAGUGUAAAAAAGCCCACUGAUAUUAAGCAAGAAGAGUGUGAGGAGUGGUAGGAGCACCUGGGAAGAGGAGUUUCUCGACCAUGAACUCCACCCAUGAGGACACGGCUGCUACAGUAUACUCCACGCUGUGGUUGAGCAGGAAGGAAUCCAGGGACAGGCUACGAGGGUUAAUGAUGGCCGUCACCAGGUACUCGGAGUAGUGGAAGAAGGACAGGGAGCACAUGUACCUGUCAGAGAGGUCGUCACUGUUAAGUUGGUCCAGCUGUCAGAACCCCAGGUGAAAGAAAUUUAGACAGUACUGGGUUAACCUCAACUACUGGUGCAUACGUGACAAGCUGCAUAAAUGCUGUCUCCAAACUUCACAGACAUUUCCAGACACUUCUAAUAGCCUUUUCACACCUUUCCACAACCUUAUCACUGUCGCAAAGAAAGAGAACCACAUCCUCAGAAGAACGACGAACAUUUGCCAGAACUGAGGAAGACAGAUCAAGACUUUUGGCGACCUAGCAACCAAACAGGCAAAAGAAACCAAAAGAAAUUCUACAGAAAAGCUUACGUCUACAGCCCGGAACACGCCAAGCCAAUUUUGGGCCUUUGGAAACUGUCACAGCAUCGGUGAGAGUUGGUGACCGCCUGUCGUGCCGGUGUGUGUAGCAGUCAGACACGGUUAGUCACCAUCGGUGCCGUUUUGGCCAAUUUAGUAUGCUGAAUCGGCUUCAGAGCUAGCUGGCGAAACUGAGCUCUCUGAUUGGGCAGCAUGUCAACUGUCACCUCUAGUCGUGCCGAUGUGUUCCAGCACAAAUUUUCACAAUCAAUGGGAGCUGAUGGCAGCCAAUGUCAGCUGAUGGGAGCCGAUUAUUUGUCGUUGUUGGUCUGCACUAGUCUUUUGCCGUCGGCUUGGUGUGUACCCAGGUUAAGGUUGUGGUCAAGUUCUUGGCUAAUAGUUGAAGAGAAAGACAGCCUUCCCCUAGCAACCUAGAAAUUGUUUUAAGCAUGCCCUUCUUCCUGUUGAACCUCUGUAGAAUGGUGCUGUUUUUUGUAUGACAAACUGUCUACCUUGCAUGCAAUAAAGGGCUUCCAUAUUUACCAAGCU
Messenger RNA from Paramormyrops kingsleyae, 7150 nucleotides. It is a transcript of the gene rnf207b, whose product is annotated as ring finger protein 207b. Gene Ontology annotation, biological process: regulation of heart looping; regulation of cardiac muscle contraction. Gene Ontology annotation, molecular function: transmembrane transporter binding; zinc ion binding; Hsp70 protein binding. The record is from RefSeq and is a predicted model, not a curated record. NCBI's taxonomy places the organism in Eukaryota, Metazoa, Chordata, Actinopteri, Osteoglossiformes, Mormyridae. Gene Ontology annotation, cellular component: perinuclear region of cytoplasm.